This is a messenger RNA of Zygotorulaspora mrakii, 1227 nucleotides long. RefSeq names its product septin CDC11 (gene CDC11). The transcript has a single exon. Gene Ontology annotation, biological process: cellular bud neck septin ring organization; protein localization to bud neck; actomyosin contractile ring assembly. Gene Ontology annotation, cellular component: microtubule cytoskeleton; septin ring; cytosol. The coding region runs from base 1 to 1227 and encodes 408 amino acids. Gene Ontology annotation, molecular function: GTP binding; molecular adaptor activity; GTPase activity. The record is from RefSeq and is a predicted model, not a curated record. Lineage: Eukaryota; Fungi; Ascomycota; Saccharomycetes; Saccharomycetales; Saccharomycetaceae.
AUGGCUACUAUAGUUGAGGCAUCGUCCACGUUGAGGAGAAGAAAGCAUCUCAAACGUGGGAUCACAUUCACGUUAAUGGUCGUUGGACAGUCCGGUAGUGGCAGAUCCACUUUCAUCAACACACUCUGUGGACAACAGGUCGUGGAUGUUUCUACUACGGUGAUGCUACCUACAGAUACUUCGACCGAAAUAGAUCUUCAGUUGCGGGAAGAGACAGUUGAAUUGGAGGAUGACGAAGGUGUGAAAAUACAGCUAAAUAUCAUUGAUACGCCAGGAUUUGGUGACUCGCUUGAUAAUACAUCGUCCUUCGAGGUCAUUUCAGAUUACAUUCGUCAUCAGUAUGAUGAAAUCUUGCUGGAGGAGAGUCGUGUUAGAAGAAACCCAAGGUUCAAAGACGGCAGAAUACACUGCUGUCUAUAUUUGAUCAAUCCAACAGGCCAUGGUUUAAAGGAGAUCGACGUCGAAUUUAUCAGGCAGCUGGGAUCAAUUGUCAACGUAAUCCCAGUGAUCAGUAAAUCUGACUCCCUCACUCCUGAUGAGCUGAAGCUCAACAAAAAAUUGAUGAUGGAAGAUAUCGACAGGUUCAACCUUCCAAUAUACAAUUUUCCGUUUGACGAGGAGGACAUAUCCGAAGAGGACUAUCAAACGAACUCUUAUCUUCGUUCUUUGCUGCCAUUUUCAGUGAUUGGUUCAAAUAAUGUUGAAAACCUUGGUGACGGGACCAUGAUUCGUGGUAGGAAAUAUCCGUGGGGCAUGUUAGAUGUCGAAGAUUCUUCGAUAUCAGAUUUUGUCAUUCUGAGAAACACCUUGUUAAUUUCGCAUUUGCAUGACUUGAAAGACUACACACACGAAGUUCUAUAUGAAAGGUAUAGAACAGAAGCUUUAUCGGGCGAAGCAGUUCCAUUUUCAAAGGGACCUGCUAGCGCCAUUGGUACCUCUGCAAUUAUUUCAUCAUCCCAAUCGGAAUAUGUUGCUUCCCCCCAACUUUCAACAGCAAAUCAAUCUACCAAAACGGCUGCUACGACACCAGCUCAAGAUACCUAUUUGGCCAGAGAGGAGCAGAUAAGGUUAGAAGAGGAGAGAUUAAAAGCAUUUGAAGAGAGGGUUCAACAAGAAUUAGUACUUAAAAGGAAAGAACUUUUAGAAAGAGAACAGGAAUUGAGAGAUAUUGAGGAUAGAAUAGAGAGGGAAGCUCGCCUUAAACAAGAGACAGAGGCGGAAUUGUAG